AGCUGGACGGGUUGCAGCUGGACGUCAGCACCAGCCGUCUGUGCCGCACAGGCGUGGCAUGUGUUGCAGGCAUGACGCAGACCUGGAUGAACCAGCGCUUCCUUCGCCUGGCACCGGCGGACUUCGACGAGGGCGUGCAUUUCGUGAGCAUGGGCAACGUCAGCCCGCUGGCAGAGGUGCAAAGCCUUUGGACCGCCAUGGCCAAGGGCCAGGAUCCCAGCCAGCUGGCGCCAGUGCUCAAGGACAAGCGGGCGCUCUUCAUCUUUGCCAACCCGAUUGACCAGCAGCAGGUGCAGGGCUUGAAGGACUUGGUUCAGGCCAUGGACUCCUCAGACUCUCCGCCCAUGAUUUGGGCGCCGCACACUGUGACACCGGAGAUUCGGCCCCACAACGCAGUGGUGGAGUCGGGGAGCCUCGUCAGCUCCUUGAUGGAGCUGGGGCUGGAUGGCAUUGUGAGCGGCGAGCCACAGGGCCAGUUGCUGGCGCUGACGCUGCGCAUGUGGGUUCACAAGCUGGAGAUGGCAGCUGAAACCGUGUCGGAUGUCAUGUACGAACGCAAACGACGUGCGCACAACGUGGAGUACUACAAGGCACACACUGAGAGCCUGCUGUGGGACUACCUGCGACACCGGAUUGCUCCUAUCAUUCCGCCCUGCGACUCCCAUCUACCGUCAGGCGUCCUGGAUUGCAUCGAUGGCUGGUCCUUCGGCAGCUGCCGGCGGACGGCGAACGGUGCCGUUUAUCGGCUGAAUCGUCGCCGAGACAACGCACUGGUGAGCGGCACCCGCGAGAGUGCCUUCCUGGUGGACAAAGAGAACAUCCGGGAUGUGACGGGCAUGAUGGUGCUGAAGCGAAUGGUGGAUGCGCUGUGGAUGGUGAGCUGCGACAAGUGGCAGCAUCCCAACAUCCAGAGGCUUUUCCAGAUCUACCACUCUCCGAGCUACAUCAUCAUGCGCAUGGAGUAUGCGGGCGCCAGCAGUUUGCACGAGCGCCUGGUGCGCAGGAGUCGAAGGCCUCUGUCCUUUCUCAAGACGUCCCAAAUUCUUCAGCAGAUCUUCCGUGGAGUGUCGCACCUGCACUUGGGCCCUCGCGUGUGCCACCGUGACAUCAAACCUGAGAACUUCGACCUCCAUGAGACCGCGGACCUGCUGACUCUGAAGCUCACGGGAUUUCAUUUGGCCUUUGUACUGGAGGAGGGUGAGUGCCAGCAGCGCUGCGGCACCGUUCCCUUCGUAGCCCCAGAAGUUCUCAAGAACGAGAGGUACCACCCCCUGCCGGUGGACAUAUGGGGUGUUGGUAUCACUGUGCUGGAGAUCUUGUGCGGGUCCAGAUGUGUCGAUGAGGCGAUGGGCCUGUCCGAAGAGGGGAGCAAAGCCUACCGAAGACCUGAUGAUGCCAUGCUGAAGAGCAGCGUGGAAGUCUUCGGCGAGCCGGGCUCCGCUGGGCAGAUGCUGCAAGCUCGAUGCCUGGCAGAGCUGCAGGGUUUUACUGCUUUGACGCCACUGGUGAACAGCUUGCUGACCAUGGAGCCGGAGGGCCGCGCCACCGCGGCGGACCUGGCGCUGGCGGCGGAGAACCUGCCCAAAGGAACGCCUACGGCACCUCCGCUGUCGCCUUUGCCCCAGCUCCCGACCGAUCAAGAGGAUUCGCAGUCGGUGCAGUGGCUGGAUGAGACCCAUGGGAACAUCUCGGAGGCGGAAGUCCUGGAGGAACCCGAGGCGGAGGCUUCACGGCUGCUGCAGCGGAACGAGUCGGCCAAGACGGCCGGCACACUGCAAGGCCCCGGGCUCCCGCACUGAAGGCAGGGGUCCGAAAACCUCAAAACCGCCAAUGCGAAUCGUUUUCCUCGUCAGCCCAUGGACU
Effrenium voratum is the source of this 1863-nucleotide messenger RNA. The record is from the annotation of a GenBank genome assembly. NCBI's taxonomy places the organism in Eukaryota, Dinophyceae, Suessiales, Symbiodiniaceae.